This is a messenger RNA of Ceraceosorus bombacis, 367 nucleotides long. NCBI's taxonomy places the organism in Eukaryota, Fungi, Basidiomycota, Exobasidiomycetes, Ceraceosorales, Ceraceosoraceae. The record is from the annotation of a GenBank genome assembly.
AUGGGGGUAAUUCCACGCGAAAUUCUGCCCUGGUCAGCUAAAUCAUGAACAGCCCAUUCAUGAUCAAUACAUCUUCAAUCUUGCGAGUUUUGCGUUUCUGGCUGAGCGUCGAGUCCGUUACAUCCACGAUAGAAUCUUCUGUGAUCUCAGUCGUUUGCUUCGGCAGCCCAUGGCUGGGUACCUUAGACCGAGGUUGUGCGGUCUUUCUGAGGUGUCGACGGGGACAGGUUCCUGCGCAGCGGGAAAGACGAUGCCAGAGAUGGGAGUGCUGUCGCCGCUGAAUUGCGGUCGGCAGACGGGCAAGCAAGCUUCUUCUAGAGUGAACUACUUUGGCAACAGUGGACGAAAACAGGGGGCAGUCCAUUGA